CGGAGACUCCAAGCGGUGCCCCGGGCCCCCGGCACCCGCAGUAGGGUGUCGAACGAGAUGGCGGUGCGCAGCCUGGGCCGCGGCGUCGGACGGCUGCUGGGCAGUCUGCGCGGGCGCUGGGGGCAGCUGGGGUGGCCACAGUGUUCGGUGAGCGCUCAGCUCCGGGCGGCCUCCGGGCCCUCGGGCAGCGCCCCCACCGCCGCCGCAGCCACCACGCCGCCCGGCUCGUACCCCGCGCUGAGCGCGCAGGCGGCCCACGAGCCCGCCGCCUUCUGGGGGCCGCUGGCGCGCGACACGCUUGUGUGGGACACUCCCUACCACACCGUCUGGGAUUGUGACUUCAGCACGGGCAAGAUUGGCUGGUUCCUGGGAGGCCAGUUAAAUGUGUCCGUCAACUGCUUGGAUCAGCAUGUUCAGAAGUCCCCCGAGAGUGUUGCUUUGAUCUGGGAGCGUGAUGAGCCUGGAACUGAAGUGAGAAUCACCUACAGGGAAUUGCUGGAGACCACAUGUCGCCUGGCCAACACGCUGAAGAGGCAUGGAGUCCACCGAGGGGACCGUGUGGCCAUCUACAUGCCCGUGUCCCCACUUGCUGUGGCAGCAAUGCUGGCCUGUGCAAGAAUUGGAGCUGUACACACCGUUGUCUUUGCUGGAUUCAGUGCAGAGUCCUUGGCUGGGAGAAUCAAUGAUGCCAAGUGCAAGGUGGUUAUCACCUUCAACCAAGGACUCCGGGGAGGGCGUGUGGUGGAGCUGAAGAAAAUAGUGGACGAGGCUGUAAAGAAUUGCCCAACCAUCCAGCACGUCCUGGUGGCUCACAGGACGGACAACAAGGUCCACAUGGGGGAUCUGGACGUCCACCUUGAGCAGGAGAUGGACAAGGAAGCCCCUGUGUGCGCCCCAGAGAGCAUGGGCAGCGAGGAUAUGCUCUUCAUGCUGUAUACCUCAGGGAGCACUGGGUCUCCCAAGGGACUCGUCCACACCCAGGCGGGCUACCUGCUCUAUGCUGCCCUGACACACAAGCUCGUGUUUGACUACCAGCCUGGUGAUGUCUUUGGCUGUGUGGCUGAUAUCGGCUGGAUCACUGGUCACAGCUAUGUGGUAUAUGGUCCCCUCUGCAAUGGAGCCACUAGUGUUCUUUUUGAGAGCACCCCAGUUUAUCCUGAUGCUGGUCGGUACUGGGAGACAGUGCAGAGGUUAAAGAUCAGUCAGUUCUACGGUGCCCCAACAGCCAUCCGGCUGCUGCUGAAGUAUGGUGAUGACUGGGUGAAGAAGUAUGACCGCUCCUCUCUGCGCACUCUGGGGUCAGUGGGAGAGCCUAUUAACCACGAGGCCUGGGAGUGGCUCCACCGUGUAGUGGGGGACAGCAGAUGCACACUGGUGGACACCUGGUGGCAGACAGAAACAGGUGGUAUCUGCAUUGCACCUCGGCCCUCAGAAGAAGGAGCGGAGAUCCUCCCCGGCAUGGCAAUGAGGCCCUUUUUUGGCAUUGUCCCUGCUCUCAUGGAUGAGAAGGGCAACAUUGUGGAGGGCAGCGAUGUCUCCGGGGCCCUGUGCAUCUCCCAGGCCUGGCCGGGCAUGGCCAGGACCAUCUAUGGAGAUCACCAGAGGUUCAUAGAUGCCUACUUCAGGGUGUAUCCAGGCUACUACUUCACUGGAGAUGGGGCUUACCGAACUGAACAUGGCUAUUAUCAGAUCACAGGGCGUAUGGACGAUGUCAUCAACAUCAGUGGCCACCGCCUAGGGACUGCGGAGAUUGAGGAUGCGAUGGCUGACCACCCUUCAGUGCCGGAAACUGCUGUCAUUGGCUACCCCCAUGCCAUCAAGGGAGAAGCUGCAUUUGCCUUCAUCGUGUUGAAAGAUGACACAGGUGACGCAGAUGUGGUGGUAAAUGAACUCAAGUCAGCAGUGGCCACCAAGAUUGCCAAAUACGCUGUGCCUGACCAGAUUCUUGUGGUGAAGCGUCUUCCAAAAACUCGGUCUGGAAAAGUCAUGCGGCGGCUCCUGAAGAGGAUCAUUACCAGCAGAGCCCAGGACCUGGGAGAUACCACCACCCUGGAAGACCCCAGUGUCGUCACGGAAAUCCUGAGUGCCUUCCAAAAGCACAAAGACAAGCAGGCUGCUGCUAAGUGAGAAGCUGCAGCCUCUGCCUAGGCACUUGUACUAAGACCGAGCGCUCAGAACCCUGACUUGUUCUCUCAGCAUGGAGCCCCAAAGGUGGCUUACUCCUGUCCCUGCACACACCCACACACACCAUCCCAAUGUGAAGUCGGGCUGAAGCCCUUCCAACCUUCUGGGGGGGGGGACCCAGAAGUGUAACCUGUGGAGAGGUUCUGUUACACAUGGACACGUGGAUAGGGCUGUUCCAAUUGUCCUGGAUUUGGUUUCCAGGAUUGAAGUCACUGUCCUCUGAGCUCUGUGUCCUCUUGACAGGGAGGUCAGAAGCCUGAUAGAGGGGUCUGCUUAAUCAAAUUAGGGCUGGAAGCAAUCAUGUUCUCUCCAGAUAUUUCUAGAUACUAAAGGUAGAUAUUUUAUUUUUUAUACUUUUAUAUUUGGGAGAACAAUGUUCAAAUGUAAUGUGAUAAUUUACUUGUACACACACUUUGUAAAACUUACAGCUAUAAAAAUCUCCCUUUUUGCCUCCACUGACAGGGAAAUUUGAUGACCAGAGGGUACGCUUUUCAUUAUUGUUCAGCAUAUUUUGAAAGUUUGAAUCAGAGAUAUUUGUACCUCUUUGUGAACAUAGCUGUCCUGAGAACUUGCCAGCCUGCAGUAUGGCCCAUUUUCCUGCUGCUUCUCUUGCACUUGGUUUGUGUUAUGAUGGAACUAACUCCUAACUCCAAAGUAACAGGUGACUAUGCCCACCUUUAGUUAUGAAGCUACUCCAGUUGGGUUUGUUUCACCAAACUGUGAUCUGAAAAGAUGUUCUUUCUCCUUACAUGCCUCUUGGUAGGAUGUCAACAUACUCCAGAUAUGUGGGGUUGUUUCUGGAAGCCAGUGAAAACUCAGGUGAUUUGUUAGAGGUCUAGUUCAGUCUGUACUUGGUUCCUGGAGACUCUGCCUACCCUUUCCUCUGUGACUGUGGUAAUAAGAAUCACUAUUGCCUAGUGAUGAGACCUGGAGCUCCAAGUCAAGUCUCUCUUUUUCAAUGUGCCUUAAGUCCUCUGAAUGUUAGCAAGAUGUUGUAAAUCGCGAAGUCACUAAGUGCUUAUUUCAUAGCUAAGUGUUUGAAGCAUGUACGGGCUAAGGGUGUGGUGACAUGUGAAGGUAGCCCCCUUAGCAGGGUUCUUGAGGGCAGGGAACGGUCACUCUGUCUGACGCUCAGUGCCUUGUAGCUGUGUAGGUGUUCAAGGGGUGUUUGGGGUACUGCAUACUUACUAUGGGCCUUAGCUAUGCUGACCUCUUAGGUGAUCAGGUGAGUAUGCCAUGGUCCCCAGGGGGUGUCAGCGGCUGUGGCAUGUGCACAUACUGAGUAAUAGUCUUUUGUUACCACUAGAAAUAAAGGACUAUGCACUGGACUUGGUGGACUGUAGUUAUGGCGCCAUUUAUGAAAUGGCUUAGGUUUCCUCAUUGCUGAUAGAAAUUCUCAGAAUGAUCUAUAGGAGUGUUCAAAUAA
Castor canadensis (American beaver) is the source of this 3610-nucleotide messenger RNA. RefSeq names its product acyl-CoA synthetase short chain family member 1 (gene Acss1). Gene Ontology annotation, cellular component: mitochondrion. The record is from RefSeq and is a predicted model, not a curated record. Lineage: Eukaryota; Metazoa; Chordata; Mammalia; Rodentia; Castoridae. Gene Ontology annotation, molecular function: acetyl-CoA synthetase activity; AMP binding.